Candida dubliniensis CD36 is the source of this 1200-nucleotide messenger RNA. RefSeq lists its product as uncharacterized. The transcript has a single exon. The record is from RefSeq and is a predicted model, not a curated record. The coding region runs from base 1 to 1200 and encodes 399 amino acids. Lineage: Eukaryota; Fungi; Ascomycota; Pichiomycetes; Serinales; Debaryomycetaceae.
AUGAACCAAAAAAAACAUGAAGGUGUUUUCAUUUUUUCUUUUGGCGUUUGUUUUGAUUUUGUAAACCUUUCUUCAAGCAAAACCAUGUCAAGUUCACCAGGUAAUUCCAAUUCUGAAUUUGAAACACUUUCGGAUGUGUUACAGACAUCAUCCCCAAGUAAUCAAACAUCAAGACAAGUGCAAGCUGCAGGAACAGCGGCGGCAUUGAAUUUAGCUGAAGCCAAAAUUGUCACUCAUGAAGAUAACUUGAUACAAUUGCAAUCACUCAAAAUACAACUUUCUGAAAAACGAGACGAAUUGAUUAAAUCUCGGACACUGUCCAAUAAUGAAUUGAAUGAUUUACGUGUGAGACAUCAUCAACUAACUCAAGAAUUAUCCAAGACGAGAAAAGAAACCAACAUCAAUAAUCUCCUCGAUUCAAAUACCAAGCAAUACAUUAAGAACUUGGAAGUUAAAAACCUACAAAAUGACGAUUAUAUCUUGAAUAAUCUAAAUGUGCUACCUUCAACGGAUUGGGACUUACGAUUGUCAUAUAUCAAAAGGUUUGUGCCUUAUUUGGAAGUUGAUAAAAUUAAAACUUUCAAUGAAUGUGAUACUGAAGGUGGCAACACCAUGUUAAGGAUUAUUGAGUUCCAACUAAUUCUACCAUUAAUAUUUCAAACUAAUUUCAAGUUAUCAGUUGAUUGUGAAAAUGAUAGCUUAAAGGGUAUUGAAAUCGAUGACUUAUUUAAAAUAUCAAUGUUAUCAAAUUCAUUUUAUCAAGUGGUUAUUAAAAAUUAUAUACCCAAUAAGAAAAUCAGUACGUUAAUGUUUGGAUUAAAUUCCUUUUCUAAACUUUUACAUAAACGCAUGUCAAUAAUCAAUAAACUUGUUAAGCAUUUCCAAAACAAUUUAUACAAUCUGGAAAAAUAUCAAGACUUAUUGGAUACUUCAGAUAAUAAAAAAUUAUUUGCAAUAUUACAGACGCUUGAUCAAAUUGAGCUAAUAUUUCAGAAAAAUGAUAGACAAUUCAAAAUUAUCUUAAAUUGGGAGAUUGUACUUGGUGAUCCACUCACUGGCACAUGUAAUUCUCGAAUCAAAUUAUACUUAAUUGACAUUCUUGAUAAUACUACCAAAAAUCUCAGUCAAGUAUUUCAAAAUCUACUACUACAACAUGACAUUGUCACAUCAUUAACAACAAUCAUUAAGACUAUAUUUUGA